AUGUUAAAGUCAGAAUUAGCUUCUCAAUUUGAAAUGAAGGAUUUGGGUUCUCUGCCUUAUUUUAUGGGUAUUGAAGUUGCCUUUUUGCCAAAAAGUUAUCUUCUUUCUGAGUCAAAGUACACAACUGACAUUAUUAAGCGUGCUCGCCUUACUGAUACUAGAGUUGUUGACACUCCUUCUGAGUUGAAUGUUCAAUAUUCUCCUUCUGAUGGCUCUCCUUUGGAAGAUUCUACUUUGUAUCGCACUAUUCUUGGCAGUCUAGUUUAUCUCACUAUUACUCGUCCGAACAUUGCAUAUGUUGUACAUAUUUAUCUUCGGAGUACCAUCUUUCAGAGCCUACUCUUGCCUUCUACCUCCUCUUUGGAAUUACGAGCUUACUAUAAUGCAAAUCAUGGUCGUGAUCCCGCAUACCAAAAUUUUGUCAUCUGUUUCUGUAUCUUUUUGGGAGAUUCCCUUAUUUCUUGGAAGAGCAAGAAGCAGUCCGUUGUUUCUCAAUCUUCUACGGAAGUUGAGUAUCGUGCCAUGACGUCUACUACUAAAGAGAUUGUUUGGUUAAAGAUGGUUACUUAUAGAUAUGGGUGUUAUUUAGAUUGUCCUACUCCUAUGUAA
Cannabis sativa is the source of this 609-nucleotide messenger RNA. RefSeq lists its product as uncharacterized. The transcript has 2 exons. The coding region runs from base 1 to 609 and encodes 202 amino acids. The record is from RefSeq and is a predicted model, not a curated record. NCBI's taxonomy places the organism in Eukaryota, Viridiplantae, Streptophyta, Magnoliopsida, Rosales, Cannabaceae.